AUGGAUGGACCUUCAAUUCCAAUUCCAAAUGAAGAGAAGAGGGAGGAGGGAAUUUCCUAUUCCAAUAUCUCUCUACGGCCAAUAGAACUCUCAGACUUGGACGAUUUCAUGGUUUGGGCAACGGACGAUCGAGUGACUCGCUUCUGCAGUUGGGAAAGCUACACCUCUCGGGAAGCCGCCCUAGAUUACAUCAAACAGAACAUUAUUCCUCACCCUUGGUACAGAGUCAUCUGCUUGGAGAACCGGCCGGUCGGCGCAAUCUCGGUGAUACCAGGAUCCGGCAACGAUAAUUGCAGAGGCGAGCUGGGUUAUGUGUUAGCUUCAAAGUAUUGGGGGAAAGGGAUCGUCACAAAGGCCGUGAAGCUGGUGGUGUCUUCCAUAUUCAAGGAGUGGCCUCACCUGAUGAGACUUGAAGCCCUUGUGGAUGUUGAGAAUCCAGGAUCACAGAAGGUCCUGGAGAAGGUUGGGUUCCAGAAGGAAGGUGUUCUAAGGAAGUAUCUGAUCCAAAAGGGCAGCAUUCGGGACAUGGUGAUGUACAGUCUUCUCUCCAUUGAUUCUAAGCUCGUGGAUUAGAAUGGAUUUCUGGUUUUU
This is a messenger RNA of Telopea speciosissima, 591 nucleotides long. RefSeq lists its product as uncharacterized. The record is from RefSeq and is a predicted model, not a curated record. Lineage: Eukaryota; Viridiplantae; Streptophyta; Magnoliopsida; Proteales; Proteaceae. Gene Ontology annotation, molecular function: acyltransferase activity, transferring groups other than amino-acyl groups. The transcript has a single exon. Bases 1 to 573 code for a protein of 190 amino acids.